AAUAUGGUUUUGAACGAAACCAGUUUUAGAUGGCCUGCUAAACAGUCCAGAGCAUAGCUCUUUUAAAUCUUUUCCAAAACAGAUAUGACUUGCAGUUAGUUUUUGGUUUAAUAGUUUUUAACCAAACGUUAGAAUUUUUUGUCACAUUUCACGAAUGGAAUUUCAUUUUAUUCUACCUGUCUUAUUAUUGGUCACGUGUUGCUCAGUGAAAUCAGUAAUAUCUGAGGAAGAUGAAAUAUUAAAAACCUUUUAUAAUCUUCUAAAUGAAAGACAUGCUGAUAAAGUAGAGUUAAAUACUCCACGUUUAAGGGAAAUUUUGAAAAAAAUAUUUCAAAAUAAAGAGAAAAAACCAUCUGAUUUAUACGAAAUUGAACUUGAGGCAAAAAAAUGGAUUGAAGAAUAUGGCCAUCGACGUGAUAAAAUUGCAUAUUAUUCAAGUCUUUUGAGCUUUAAUUAUCUUUCAAAUAUCACCGAUUCUAAUAUGAAGGCCAUGAAUGAAUUUUCAGCUGAAAUACAAAGGAAGGAAAGACCUUUAGAGGAACAUGCUAAAUAUCUUUUAGAUAAUUUAAAAAAUAGCAAAAAUGAGACUCUUUUAAAAAUAUUAAAAGGUAUUUCAAUUAGUACUGCAAGCAAAAACGAAUCAAAGAACAGGGAACUAUUAAAAUUAAAAUCUAAAUGCGAAGCCGAUUAUGGGGAGGGAACAGUAGAACUAGAUGGAAUAAAAUAUCCUUUAGAACCAAAUAUUACUACUAUGUUAGCCAAAUCUAGAAAUCCAAAAGUACUAGAAAAAAUAUGGAUUGAAUGGAGAAAUUCUGUUGGUAGGAAAAUUCGAAAAAUAUAUCCAAAAAUCAUUGAGAUUGAAAGAGAAAUUGAUGCGGAAAAUGGGCAAAAAGAUCCCAUAAAAUUUAGAUUGAAAGAGUCUUACGGAGAUGAUAAAGUUGAAAAGGAAGCUUCAGAUUUAUACGAUGAUCUAAAACCUUUAUAUGAAAAAUUACAUGCCUACGUUAGAUAUAAACUACAUAAAUUUUAUGGAAAUUAUCAAAAACCAUAUGGAUAUAUGAAAGCCAAUUUACUCGGAAACAUGUGGGCUCAACAAUGGCCCGAAAUACUCGAUAUUGUUGCACCAUAUCCAGAUUUACUGGAUUCUAUGAAUUUUUCAAAUUCACUAUCAGAAAAAAAUUUUACAGUUGUUGAUAUGUUUAAAACUGCAGAAAAAUUCUUUAAAUCUAUUACUUUAUUUCCUAUGGUAGAGAAAUUUUGGAAAAAUAGUAUGUUCACUAAGCCUACUGAUGGAAGGCAGGUUGUUUGUCAUCCGGCAGCCUUUGAUUUAGGAUAUAAGAACGACUAUAGAAUUAAAAUGUGUGCUGUUGUGGCUCAGACUGACUUUCUAACUAUACAUCACGAAAUGGGACAUAUUGAGUAUUACAUGUCUUACAGAAAUCAGUCUUAUUUUUAUAGAAACGGAGCGAAUCCUGCAUUUCACGAAGCGAUUGGAGAUACUAUUGCUUUGUCAGCUGGCAAUCCAACACAUUUAAAAACUAUCGGUCUAUUCAAAGAAUUAAAAAAUCCUUUGGAUAGAGAAAAGAGAAAUAUUAACUAUUUACUACAAAAAGCAUUAGAAAAACUGACAGUUGUUCCAUGGUCCCUGGUCAUAUGCAAGUGGACCUGGGCAGUUCGAAGAGGAGAAAUAAAACCAAAAGAUUAUAAUAAAUUUUGGUGGUAUUUAAGAAAAAAAUAUCAAGGUAUAAAACCACCAGUUAAAAGAGAUGAUGAUAUAGAUAUGGAUGCUGCUUCCAAGUACCAUGUUGCAUCUUUUACACCUUACUUGAGGUAUCUCUUUUCAUUUGUAGCUCAAUUUCAGUUUCACGAAGCGUUAUGCAAAGAAAAAAAGCAUGAAGGUCCUGUCUACCUAUGCGACAUUUAUAAAUCGACCAAAGCUGGAAAUAAAUUGAAGUCAAUGUUAGAGUUAGGUUCUAAGAGACCAUGGCGUGAGGUACUUGAGGAAUUUACCGGAACGAAUAAAUUUGACUCGAAAGCCCUGCGAAAUUUUUUUGAGCCUCUAGAGAAAUGGUUAGACGUGUAUAUUGAAACGAAAAACAUACCACUGGGAUGGUAAUUAUUCAAAAAUUAAAAGUUUUGAAGAGGCAAGCUGACAAAUACACUUAAUCUUACAAACAAUGAAAUAUGUUAAUAAUUUUCAUAUUAGUGUUACAUCCCUUUUUUGUUUGUUUGUCUCUUUGUUUUUCUUCUCUCUUUACUAUCAAUGCGCUCAAAGAUUAUUAUAUGAAAAAAGUCUUAUAAAUACACCGAUUUUUCGGUCCAUAAAUUCUUUUGACAAGUUUCAACUGUGAAGAAAGUAUUUAUCUUAUGGUUUGGAAAUUCUAGCCAAAAUUAACAUGUUUAUUUGACAUCUAACAACGUAUAUCUCCUUUGGCAUAUUUUUUACAGUUAAUAAGACAAUUUUGCAACUAAAGCAGUUCCUUUUAGCUUUAUAAAGGGGUAUCCGAUUUGAUAAGAAUAAUAUAAAGACUAGUGUGUAUUUUUACUGUGGAAUUUUUUUUAAGAAUUUAUAUUUUUAGAUAUUUUUAUAAUAAUAAAUUUCCUCUUUUUUUCUAUAGUA
This is a messenger RNA of Dimorphilus gyrociliatus, 2620 nucleotides long. The record is from the annotation of a GenBank genome assembly. NCBI's taxonomy places the organism in Eukaryota, Metazoa, Annelida, Polychaeta, Dinophilidae.